AUGAAUAUUGUCAAACAAAAACGCGGUCGUGCAAAGGGUACAAUCACUAGGGUUUCAACAUUUUCGGAAUCAGUCGUCGAUUCCACCCCUAUUGACAUGCUAGAAAUUCAAUUAAAGAAACUUCAGGAAGCUUGGUCUGAAUUCGUUUUGCAGCAAAAUAAUUUAUACGAGUUCUACGACCAGGAAGGUUUCCUCGACCCUGAACCCGAAUACGGGGAAUAUGAAACGAAAUAUUUCGAAGCGUUUUCUAAACUUUCUGGGUCUAUAAGAAAACAUCCAGAUAAGGAUCGUGAUGAAGCAUCAACAAUAAAUGCUUCGGUUUUGCAAAAAUCAAACUCUCGUCAGUCGGUCGUGUUGCCAAAACUUGUAAUUCCAGUUUUUAUUGGAGACUAUAAGGAUUUACCGGUUUUUAAAGAUUUGUUUACGGGAACAAUUGAUUGCAAUGUCUCCCUAACCGGUACGCAAAAAUUUCAAUAUCUGAAAUCAUUUCUGGGUGGUGAAGCGGCUACUCUUUUGAAGCACAUUUCGUGUACCGAAGAAAAUUAUCUCGAAGCUUGGGAUAAGCUUGAAGCGCGUUACGACAAAAAACAUUUAAUCGUACAGUCAUUCAUUAAAAGUUUCAUGGCCUUGCCGUCGUCUAAUAAUUUGAAUUUAGAAACUCUUCGCAAGCUUACAAAUGGAGCUGAUGAAAUAGUUCGUGGUUUGAACGCGUUACAAAUGAACUCUAGAGAUCCUUGGUUGAUCUAUAUUCUUGUUCAAAAAUUGGACAGUGAAACAAAACAAGCGUCGUGCAAUGCUAGACAUCACACCUUAGUACAUGAACCUAGAAUUACAUCGACUAAUAAAACAACUGAACAACCAUCGACACAAAACCCUUCGAACUCCGCUGUUACUCAUCAUUCUCUCGAAUCUACUCGUAAUGCUCAUUCAUCUCUCGAAUCCAACGUUAUUAAAUCUACAAUUCUCCCUACUGCCGUCGUUAAGGUUCAGGAUAAAUUUGGCUCUUUUCAAAACAUUCGAAUUCUACUCGAUUCAGGAUCCCAAAUCUCGUUUAUUACGGAGAAAGCUCUCCAACGUUUGGGUCUUCCUAGAAAACCAUCUCGUAUCCCUAUUGUUGGAGUCGCAUCAACUUCUGCGGGUACAACCAAUGGUCUCAUUUCGUUAAAACUACACUCUCGUUUCAAUUCAAAUCACAUAGACAUAGAUUGUCAUAUCCGAAAUUUUAUGAACCAGGAACGAUUGAUAUGCUCAUCGGAGCAGAUAAUAUUUUCAACAUUAUUCUCGAAACACCAAGGUGCUCCUAACUCUUUGUUGACAAUUUUUGGAUGGGUAAUUGCUGGAAGCUAUGAUCGCACACCAUCCAGUGAAGCUUUCGUUAUAAAAUCAUUUUGCACACAGCUUGAUUAUGCCAAGUACUUUGAUUUGGAACGCUUUUGGCGUCUAGAAGAGAUUUUUUAUGAACAGCCUUUGUCUAUUGAAGAACAAAGAGCUGAGGAUGAUUUUAUUCAAACUCAUAGUCGCCAUACAGAUGGUAGAUACAUGGUUAAUUUACCAUUCAAACCCAAUUGCAAACCCACAUCUGAAAGCUCAUCUCGAAUCGCACUCAACCGACUAUAUUCAAUGGAAAAGAGAUUCGUUCGUGAUCCUGAACUUCAAAAACAAUACUCUUCCUUCUUAAACGAAUACAUUUCAUUGGGUCACAUGGAAGAAAUACCUGUUAAAGAGAUAAACGAUUCAGAUUCUUACUAUCUACCUCACCACGCCGUGUUCAAGGCUGAUAGCACGAAACGCGCGCUUAAACAACUAGCUUUGGAUUCUGCUGAAACACACCCUCGAGCUUCUUCAGUUAUCCUUAAUGACUUUUAUGUCGAUGAUUUGGUAACAGGCGCUGAUACAAUUGAAGAUUUAAUCGCUCUUCAAAAAGAGCUUGUUGAGGUUUUGUCACUUGCCGGUUUUAACCUUCGUAAGUGGACAACUAAUUGCUGGCCACUUCUCAUAUCCUUCCCUGAAGAUCAACGGGAACUAUCUCCUAUCGAUUUUGAAAAUUCUCUGACUGUAAAGGUCCUCGGGCUGCGCUGGUGUCCAUCUGGGGAUUGUUUCUCGUACAAGGUAAAUUUGGACCAGUCAACAUCAUGUACAAAACGUUCUAUCCUAUCCGAAGCAUCGCGCAUCUUUGAUCCCCUUGGCUUUUUAGCUCCGGUCGUGGUAGCUGUAAAGAUAUUCUUUCAGGAUUUGUGGAGAGCGGGUGUAGGAUGGGAUGACCAAAUCCUACAGGAACUUUCGCAUCGCUGGAUCACUAUACGAGAAGAACUUCAUUUAUUGGAAUCAAUCCGUAUUCCGAGACUAAUGUGGACAAAUAAAGUGAACUACGAGUUCCAUGCAUUUUGUGAUGCUUCCUUGGAUGCAUAUGCAGCUGUAAUCUACUGCAGAAGUGAAAAUCUAGAUGGGACUGUCUCAAUUUCAUUAAUCGCUGCUAAAACGAAAGUUGCUCCAAUCAAAGUGCUCUCACUUCCUAGACUUGAGCUUUGUGGAGCUCUUUUAUUAACCCGCUUAGUUAAAAAAAUCAAGAUUUCGUUACAGAUAAAACAUAUGCAAUUAUUUGUUUGGACAGACUCGUCCAUUGUCCUACAUUGGCUAGCCGCACCGCCCAAAAAAUGGUCAGUUUUUGUUGGAAAUAGAACAUCAGAGAUAGUUUCAUCUAUUCCGGUGAAAUCCUGGAAUCAUGUUAGAUCCGCCGACAAUCCUGCUGAUGUUCCAUCAAGAGGAAUUCCGCCAUCUCAACUCGAGUCGACUGAUAUCUGGUGGAAUGGUCCAGUUUGGCUUAAAAUGAACCGCAGUGAAUGGCCUAAAACUCAACAUGAUUUGCAGAACGUAUCAAGUGAUCAGCUGGAGGAAAGGAAUUCUAAUAAAGUCCAGGUAUUCGUAUCCCAAAUAAAUGAAAACAACAUUCUGAGACAAAUAAUUAAUAAAUCGUCAGAUUGGAUAAAAUCGGUACGUGUGGUUGCAUACAUUUUUCGUUAUCUUAAAAAUCGUCGCCUUGCUCCGGAGCUACGUGAUCUACAAGCUCUUUCAACUUCAGAACUAAACCACGCUAAAACUUGCCUGAUAAAAGCUUCUCAAUAUAUUUUAUUCGCCGCUGAAAUCGAAAGUCUCAACAAAUAUAAAUACUUGCCUUCGCGAUCUAAACUCUCAUCAAUUGCCCCUUUCCUUGAUAGUGAAAAUGUCCUUCGCGUAGGCGGUCGUAUACAAAACUCUGAACUGUCGUUUAAUGAAAAACACCCAAUAAUUCUCUGCAAAUCGCACCCAAUAACAAAACUUAUAGUGGAAUAUACCCAUAAACAUUAUUUACAUGCAGGUGUAUCAUUAAUGGUGUCUUUGCUAAAACAAAAUUAUUUCAUUCUAGGCAGCCGAAACAUUGUCAGAAAGGUAGUAAAUGACUGCAUUGAUUGCUUCAAGCAAAGAAAAUCUACUUCCGAACAAAUGAUGGGGAAUCUACCAAUCGAAAGGGUUCGUUUUUCAAGGCCAUUUAGCAAAGUUGGCUGCGAUUAUGCUGGACCUAUCACUCUUCGUUUGGCUCGUGGAAGGAACCCUAAAUUUGUCAAGGGUUACAUAGCUCUUUUUGUUUGCUUUGUGACAAAGGGAGUUCACAUCGAGUUAGUGGGUGAUUUGUCAUCCAGUGCAUUUAUUUUGGCCCUAGACCGCUUUGUAUCGCGCCGAGGAAAACCAACAGAAAUAUGGAGCGACAACGCCACAAAUUUCCAUGGUGCUAAACGGUUUCUCGGGGAGAUGCAUGAAUUGUUAAUGGACCAGCAGCGAAACAAUAUCAUUGCAGAUCAUCUAUCUAAAGACGCCAUUGAUUGGAAAUUCAUACCACCUUCUGCACCCCACUUUGGUGGGCUGUGGGAGGCAGGUGUGAAAUCCGUGAAGAAGCACAUCACACGUGUCAUUGGUGAACAUAUACUUACCUACGAGGAGAUGUAUACUCUUCUCUCCAAAAUCGAAUGUUUACUCAACUCACGCCCAAUGUGGCAGACCUCCGAUUUUGAACCAAUUGCACUUACUCCGUCACAUUUCAUGAUUGGAGAACCAUAUUGUGCAAUUCCUCAACCUGAUUUAGAUUUUUCAAAAUUUUCGAUAAGUUCUAAUUGGCAUCUUUUACAGACUCUCAUGCAAGGUUUCUGGAAGCAGUGGCAUAAGGAAUAUUUGACAUCAUUACAAAACAGACCCAAAUGGCAAAAGGUUCAACGAGAUCUACAGAAAAACGACAUGGUGUUGCUCAAGGAACCGAAUUUGCCACCUUCGAAAUGGAUACUUGGACGAGUCAUAGAAGUUCACCCUGGUGCAGAUGAAAGGAUUCGUGUGGUUACCGUUCGUACCAAGAAUGGUGAUUAUGUUCGACCCAUCGUUAAGCUAGCGCCUUUGCCGUUUUCUGAAAGACCGGAGUCUUCCAGGGGGGGCUGA
Molecule: messenger RNA, 4461 nt
Organism: Eupeodes corollae
Lineage: Eukaryota; Metazoa; Arthropoda; Insecta; Diptera; Syrphidae
Exons: 4
Coding region: 1-4461 (1486 amino acids)
Biological process (GO): DNA integration
Molecular function (GO): nucleic acid binding
Source: RefSeq, a predicted model, not a curated record